Molecule: messenger RNA, 1355 nt
Organism: Aspergillus heteromorphus CBS 117.55
Lineage: Eukaryota; Fungi; Ascomycota; Eurotiomycetes; Eurotiales; Aspergillaceae
Exons: 5
Coding region: 1-1257 (418 amino acids)
Source: RefSeq, a predicted model, not a curated record
AUGGCAUACUACGAGCCUCAGGGUUGGCAGGCGCCGUCCACCACGCGCCAGGCGUCUUGGGAACAACCGGUUCCCCCGUCGCGGUCAGGCUCCAGUUCCGUUUCCCAGCGUGAAGAUGUGCCGGCCUUUUCCUCUCAGUUUGAUGAGGUUGACCGUGCCAUUGACAACCUUGUCAAGAGUGGGAAGCUGUGGGCCGCGCCACGGAGGGACUCCAUGCCCAUGAUGAUGGGCCGUCCCUACCCCGACUACGAUCCCCGCGUGUCCGGCUCGAUGUCCCAGCGUCACCACUCGAUCAGCGAGUUCGAUUCCCGGAUGCACCCCCCGACCCCCAAUGCGCCAGGCUUCUACGCCUCGCAGCGGUUCCAGGGUCGCCCCAAUGAAGUAGAGCAGAUGAUGCAAGCGAAGCGUCGGAUGGCAGCACAGCGUGAGAGGGAGCUCCGCAACUAUCAUCAGGAGCAACAGUACAACCGAAGCCUGCUUGCCGAAAUGUCUGGAAACAAGUCCGAUCGCUCGAUCAGCCCGGCCGCCAUGAGCGAGGAAAGCCGCCGCGACCUGCUCGCCCGCCAGCAUAGGGCUUUGUACGGCAACGACAGUCCCGCGUUCUUCCCGCCCGCCGGUCUCACCGACGACGGCACGCGCUCCGAAAGCCAGGCCGGUGGCACGCCGACCUCCGCGAGCGGCGUUCGUGGGCCCUCUCCUCGCAGUGUUGACCCGUUCGGUCUGGCGCAGACCCCCGUCCAGGGUGCCACCGACGCCGUCGCCCAGGCGGCGGCCGGCGCAGCCUCGCUGCAGUCGCCGUCUCGCGCCAACAGCGCCUCCUCGCCCAACUCCGCCAUCAACCCGGUCUUCGGCAAAUAUGACGGGACGGACCAGCCCGUGACCUCGACCUCGUCCCCCGGCGCGGACUCACCCUCCUCGCGACAGGCUCCGGCCAAGUCCAUGGCUGGCCCAAUCGGCUCCGUCCUGCCCAUCGGGACCCGUCCCGUUCCGCAGGCGGGUGCCGGCCAGGCGUCCAACCCGGCCCUGAGCAUGCGCUCCACGACCCCCCUGCCGUCUCCCCUGGGAUUCGGUUUCACUCCGGGUGAGACCACCGGUGUCGAGCGUGCGGGUUCCGUGUCCAACCCUCCCACCUCGGCGGCGGCGGCUGCUGCCGCGGUCAAGGAGGCCUCUGGCGGCGUUGGCCUUGGCUGGGGCAACAGCAGCGGCGUGUGGGGAUCGAAGAACGGACUCGGCGUGCAGGCGUCGGUCUGGGGCUGAAUGACAGGCGGCGCUCAUUGACUAUUACAAAACAUUCGUUCGACAGGUGUUCGCUUUACCGUGGCGUUCUGAGAGAGGGUUUCAUUUUCUGAAUCUAC